AUUUCCAAAGUAGAAAUGGAUUUGGCAGCAAUUGAGAUAGCAUGGCAAUUGACAAAAGAAUGGGAUGAUAUCUGGACACACUAUGAGACAUCAAAUUUUUGGACACUUGAAAUCGAUGAAAUAGAGACUGUCGCCAACAAUUUAUUUCGCAAAUUCACGAAACUCUCCCGAGAAUUCAAGGAGAGAGGCUGGAAAAUUGCCGAGCAGACGCGAUUACGAGUCGACAGAUUCCGAAGGACUCUUCCAUUAAUGAGUGACCUGAAAAAUUCAGCAAUGCGUGAUCGUCAUUGGGAAAAAGUUAAAUCGAUCAUUGAUCAUGAUUUUGAACAAGAUUCAGAGGAUUUUACGCUUCAUGCCAUAUUGGAAAUGCAAAUGUAUGACUUUGCUGAGGAGAUUAAUGAUAUUUCGAAUGCUGCAUCUAUGGAACUGAUGAUAGAAAUGGGCUUGAAAAACAUCUGUACUGUCUGGGAAGACCGACUCCUGGAUAUGGCGCCGUACAAAAAUCGAGGGAUUUUUAUCCUUCGAUCGGUUGACGAAGUCGUCCAGACUGUGGAAGAACAUUUAGUUCAGCUGUCUGCUAUGAAGUCAACGAGCUUUGUUGAACCCUUCGCCAUGGAAGUUGAACAUUGGGAAAAAUCCUUAUCCACAGUUAGUGAAGUAAUUGAGACCGUCCUCCUAGUGCAAAAACAAUUUACCUAUUUGGAUAGUAUUUUCAACUCAGAGGACAUAAGAAAACAGCUACCUAAGGAAACCGAUGACUUUGACAAAUCUACUGCAACAUGGAAAACCAUCACGUCUCGCAUGGCGCAUGCCAGAGGAGUUCUCGAAGCUUGUCUCCAACCAGAAAAUCUCCUCGAAAUGCUGAAAAACUCAAGCCUGAGACUUGAAUCCAUUGAGCAUGCCCUGGAGAGAUAUCUGGAAACAAAAAGGCACGCAUUUCCACGCUUCUACUUCAUCUCCAACGAGGAUUUGUUGGAAAUUCUGGCAAAUUCAAAACACCCUGAUCUCAUUCAGCCCCACAUUAAAAAAUUAUUUGACAACAUAAAGUAUUUGAAAUUAUCGAAGCCAGUAACAGGGAGAUACCUAGCAGAGGGAAUGCUGUCUACCGAGAGUGAAUACGUUGAAUUCCUCGAGCCAGUAAUAUUGGAAGGACAGGUGGAGUGUUGGCUUUGUCAAGUGGAAACGAGAAUGCGAGACUGCCUCAGGCAUGUUCUACGACACUGUCGUGUAGCGCUUCGGAAAAUCUUGGGUAAACGAGACAAGUGGGUGAAGGAGUGGCCGAGUCAGCCAGGAAUAACGUCCACUCAGAUACAGUGGACGAGUGACUGUACCAAAGCACUUCUACGUACCAAACUCAUGGACUCGAAGAAGCCGCUGAAAAAAUUGAAAGCUAAGCAAAAUCAGGCACUGGCCUUGUACUCCGAUGCCCUUCGACGUGAUCUUGAUCGUCUUCAGCGGAUAAAAUACAAAGCGAUUGUGGUCAUCGAAAUUCAUGCGCGUGAUGUGAUAGAGACGAUGUACAAGAACGAUUGUAAAGAUGUGUCAGCAUUUGAGUGGUUAUCUCAGUUACGAUUCUACUGGGAUAGGGAUAUUGACGACUGUGUGGUCAGACAGACCAACACUCACUUCAGAUACGGCUACGAAUACCUUGGCAAUACCGAGCGUUUAGUAAUCACCCCGUUGACUGAUCGGUGCUACAUCACAUUAACAACUGCUCUUCAUCUUUAUCGCGGUGGAAGUCCAAAAGGUCCAGCUGGUACUGGAAAAACAGAGACUGUAAAAGAUCUUGGUAAAGCACUAGGGUUCAAUGUGAUUGUUCAAAAUUGCUCAGAGGGCCUAGACUACAAAAGCAUGGGAAGACUAUUCUCUGGUUUAGCACAGACCGGUGCUUGGGGCUGCUUCGACGAGUUCAACAGAAUAAAUGUUGAGGUGUUAUCAGUCGUUGCACAACAGAUUCUCUCAAUUUUAUCAGCUCUAUCGCAAAAGUUGACUGAAUUUAUAUUUGAAGGCUUCAAUAUCGGGCUCAAGUCAACUUGUGGAAUAUUCAUUACAAUGAAUCCUGGGUAUGCAGGUCGAACAGAGCUCCCGGAUAAUUUGAAAUCAAUGUUUCGACCGAUAUCCAUGAUGCGACCGGAUAGCAGUAUGAUUGCGGAAAUUAAUUUGUUUGGUGAGGGAUUUCGAAACACGAGAGUACUGGCCAAGAAGAUAUUCACGUUAUACACCCUGGCACAACAGCAACUCAGUCAGCAACACCACUACGAUUUCGGUCUUCGUGGAAUAGUGACUUUGACACGUUAUGCAGGUAAAAAGCGACGUCAGCACGCCAAUUUACUGGACGAAGAGGUUAUCAUCCUCGCCAUGAAGGAUAUGAAUGCAGCCAAGUUGACGGCAGAUGACGUACCCUUAUUUAACGGCAUCACGUCGGACCUUUUUCCUAACACAACAGUACCGACAAUAGACUACAGCCAUAUGUUGGAAUAUAUCACUAAAGAAGCAGUCGCUUCCAACUUGCAGCCAAUUCCAAAUCUACUGACGAAAGUGAUUGAGUUGUAUGAAACACAGAAUUCGAGGCACUCGACAAUGAUUGUUGGUGAAUCAAAUACCGGUAAAUCGGUAACAUGGAAAACUUUGCGGAAUACGAUGACAGCGAUGAAGAAAGAUGGGAGGGCUGGUUUCAAAGCAGUUGACGUAUAUCCGAUCAACCCCAAAGCACUGAAUCUGGGGGAAUUGUACGGUGAAUAUAAUCUCAAAACUGGUGAAUGGUUCGACGGAGUCAUAUCCGCUAUUAUGAGAAAAACUUGUUCUGAUGAAAGCCCAGAUGAAAAGUGGAUACUCUUUGACGGUCCAAUUGAUGCUGUUUGGAUCGAGAACAUGAAUAGCGUUAUGGAUGACAAUAAAAUACUGACAUUGAUCAACAACGAACGCAUAACGAUGCCACAUCAAGUUUCACUUUUAUUUGAGGUUCAAAAUUUAGCAGUAGCUUCACCUGCAACUGUAUCUCGCGCAGGAAUGGUUUACAAUGAUUACAAGGACUUAGGAUGGCAGCCACUUGUCAAUUCGUGGCUACAAACUUAUAAAAAUACACCAGAGUUUGUUGAAGAAAUGGAAAAAUUAUUUCACCGCUUUGUGGACGACAUUCUCACGUUUAAACGGAAUAAAUGCACGGAAACUAUUGCUGUUAGCGAGCUCAAUUCAGUUGAAAGUCUCUGCAAGCUUCUGAAAAUCCUAGCAACUCCCGAAAAUGGAGUAGAGUUCACAUCGAACAGGGAUGAGUUCAACCUCAUGUGCAAAAUAUGGUUUCUCUUUUGCGCGAUCUGGUCACUCUGUGGAUCCGUUGACGAAGUGGGAAGACAGAGAAUGGAUAACUACAUAAGGGAAAUGGAAGGAGCUUUUCCCCUCAAGGAUACUGUAUACGAGUAUUAUGUCGACGUCAGACAACGUGGUUUCGUCUCGUGGGAAGAAAAAUUGCCCCUUGCAUGGCGCUAUCAAUCCGGACUGCCUUUUUUCAAGAUUACUGUUCCAACAGUGGAUACUGUCAGAUAUGAAUAUCUAGUGAAAAAUCUAUUGGAAAAAGAUUACCCGGUUCUUCUCAUUGGUGCUGUUGGUGCUGGAAAAACAUCGAUAGCACAAACUGUACUGGAGUCAUUUGAAAAAACUAAGUACACCUGUCUUACCAUCAAUAUGUCUAGUCAAACAUCUUCAAAUCAUGUUCAAGAGACAAUCGAGAGUAGAUUGGAGAAACGUACGAGACAAAUUUAUAUUCCAACAGCUGGAAAAACAAUGAUAACAUUUAUGGAUGAUUUCAAUAUGCCAAUGAAGGAUACGUAUGGGUCACAAGCUCCGUUAGAACUUGUUCGACAAUUCAUCGAUUAUCAAUUUUGGUACGAUCGGCAAAAGCAAACUCGAAAGUACAUCCAGAAGACACAAUUGAUGGCCGCAAUGGGUCCUCCCGGUGGUGGUCGUAACACAAUUACAGACCGCCUUCUCACGAAAUUCAACGUCAUCAACGUCACAUUCCCGAUAGAAAAACAGAUUCUGAGGAUUUACGGAACUCUGCUGAAUCAACAGCUGUUUGACUUUCAUCCUGAGGUGAAAGGAAUUGCAAAUGAAAUCACAUUAUCGACGCUGGAAAUAUACAAGAACGUCAGCCGCACUAUGCUACCCACCCCCAUGAAAAUUCACUACUUAUUCAAUCUUCGAGAUAUCUCCAAAGUAUUUCAAGGACUUCUUCGAAGCCAUAAAGAUUACCAGUAUUCUCGCACGACAUUUCUUCGCCUAUGGGUGCACGAGAUUUUCCGAGUCUUCAGUGACCGAUUUAUCGAUGAAAGAGACCGCGACUGGUUCAUCGCACAAAUGAAUGAACAAUUGGGAAAGUACUUUGAGCUCACCUUCCACAAUCUCUGCCCGGAAAAACGCUGUCCCAUAUUCGGUGACUUCAUGAACCCCUGGAAUGUAUACGAAGAUCUUUCUGACAUUGCCGCUCUGCGUCGUUUCAUUGGAAUGCAAAUUGACGAAUAUAAUACGUUAACUGGUGUUGUGAGGCUGGAUCUGAUUCUCUUCAUCGAUGCGAUUGAGCACAUUUGUCGUGUUAUUCGGGUGAUUUCGCAGCCCAAUGGAAACAUGCUGCUGGUAGGAAUUGGUGGAAGUGGAAGGCAAUCAUUGUCAAGACUAGCCAGUCACAUUUGUGAGUUAAGUUCAUUUAAUAUCGAGGUGACCAGACGUUACGGUGUACCAGAGUUUCGUGAGGACUUGAAGCGUCUCUACUCCAUUGUUGGUGUCGAUAAUACACCAACAUGUUUUCUCUUCAAUGAUACACAAGUAACAGUUGAACAUUUUCUCGAAAUAAUCAACAACAUGCUUGGAACAGGAGAAGUUGUCAACUUAUACAAAUCCGACGAAAUGGAAGAUAUUAGAAACCGCUUGACGAAAGAGGCGAAUAAAGCUGGAAUUUCACCAAACCUUGAAUCUAUUUACCACUUUCUGAUUAAUCGUGUACGAGUUAAUCUUCGCAUGAUACUCUGCAUGAGUCCUGUUGGUGAUAAUUUCCGUAAUCGCUUGAGGCAGUAUCCCUCUCUCAUAAAUUGCAUGACGAUAGAUUGGUUCCUUCCUUGGCCAAAGGAUGCUCUAUUAGAGAUAGGCAACAAGUUUCUUAUGAAUCUCAGUUUGAUUAGUAACAUCGCGGGCGAAGACAAAGUGGAGCCAAGAAGGUCGGAAACUGCAAUUCCCAUUCUACCUCUUCAAGAACGAAUGCGGUAUGCCAUCUCCUCGACGUUUGCACUCAUUCAUGACUCAGUCGUUCAAUAUUCCGUAAAAAUGUUGACUGAGAUGAAACGGCAUAACUACGUGACACCUUCGAAUUUUCUGGAGCUCGUUGUUAGAUACAAAAAGAUGUUAAUGUCUAAAAGACAAAGACUUGGUGAACAAUCCGACAAACUUAGUGGAGGUCUCUUCAAGAUUGACGAUACAAGGGAGAAGGUGAACGAGAUGGCAAAGGAGUUGGAAGUGAUGCAGGAGCAAGUUCUCAAGUCAACAAAAGACUGUGAAGAAUUUCUAGUGACAAUUGUUAAUCAAAAACGAGACGCUGACGAGGCCCAGAAGAGCAUCACAACCAGAUCUUUGAAAAUAACAGAGGAAUCCAAAGUGUGUAAGAAACUUGAGGGAAUAGCGAGGGCUGAUCUUGCUGAUGUUGAGCCAGCACUCGAUGAAGCAAUGAAAGCACUCGAUACACUUAAUAAAAAGGAUCUUGCUGAAAUUAAAUCAUUUGCUCGUCCACCGCCGAAAGUUGAGAUUGUCCUGGAGGCUGUUAUGAUACUGAAAAAUUCCGAACCAACGUGGAGCGAAUCGAAGAAACAAUUGGGUGAUGUUAACUUCUUAACGAGUCUUCGAAACUUCGACAAGGAUCACAUAUCCGAUAAAACCUUGAAAACAAUUGGAAAAUACACGUCCAAUCCAGAGUUUGACCCGGAGAAAGUCGGUCAGGUGUCAAUUGCAGCGAAAUCGUUGGCCAUGUGGGUAAUCGCUAUGGAGAAUUAUGGCAAACUCUACAGAAUUAUAGCACCAAAAAGAGAGAAGCUGGCAUCAGCACUGGAAUCUCUGCAUGAAAAGGAGAGGAUACUCUCGGAUGCUAUAUGCCAAUUGGAGAAGUUGCAGGGUGAAUUGAAGAGACUCCAGAAAAAUUACGACGAAAAAAUGAAGGAGAAGAAGGACCUAAUUAGACUGGCUGAGGAUCUUGAAUUGAAAUUGAAACGAGCUGCAAUGCUGGUUGAUGGCUUAUCCGGGGAACGCCUCCGUUGGCAGAAAACCCUUGAAAUUCUCGCUGAGCUUUAUGAACGAUUACCUGGUGAUUGUCUUAUAUCGAGCGGUUGUGUGUCCUAUUUGGGCCCGUUUAUAUCAAUUUAUCGGGAUGAAUUGGUUCAGCUUUGGAUGAACGAGGUCAUGACAAUGGAAAUCCCGUUGUCAGUCAACUUAGACAUCACCGAAUUCAUGAGUGACUCGACCACAAUUCGAGAAUGGAACAUACAGGGUUUACCAUCGGAUAAUUUCAGUACAGAAAAUGGUAUUAUUAUAACACAUGCAAUACGCUGGCCCCUUGUCAUCGAUCCCCAGUGUCAAGCUGUCAAGUGGAUCAAAAAUAUGGAGUUGGAGAAUGGCCUCGAAGUUAUAGAUUUCGGCUCUCAUGAUUUUGUGAGAACCCUCGAGCGAUCGCUGCAAUCGGGCAAGCCAGUGCUUUUAGAAAAUGUGGGUGAAACCCUCGAUCCAGUGUUGAAUCCAAUUCUCCACAGAACAUUAGUGAAAUUAGGCGACAGUUUUGUCAUGAAAUUCAAUGAUAAGAUGAUCAGUUACAACGAUAAAUUUCGAUUUUUCAUCACAACAAAACUACCAAACCCGCACUAUUCUCCGGAGAUAUCUACAAAGACUACGUUAUGUAACUUCGCCAUUAAGGAGCAAGGUUUGGAAGCCCAACUCCUUGGCAUCGUAGUUCGAAGGGAGAAACCACAGUUGGAGGAGCAAAAGGAUAACUUGGUCCUUACGAUUGCAAAAGGCAGAAGGACACUCAGAGAGCUUGAAGACAGAAUUCUUCAAUUACUCACUGUGGCAUCGGGCCCUCUCCUUGAGGACCUAGACUUACUCAACACUCUGCAGUCAGCAAAAGUCACUUCCGUUUCUGUCGAAGAGUCGCUGAUUACUUCUGAGAAAACGGAGCAGGAAAUUGACAAAGCGAGAGGGGAAUAUAGAACUUGUUCUCAACGCGCUGCCACUCUAUUUUUCGUGUUGAAUGAUAUGAGUCACGUCGAUCCCAUGUACCAGUUCUCAUUGGACUCGUACAUCGUACUUUUUAAAAUAUCCAUUGACAAAAGUCCGAGGAGCGUUCAACUCAAUGAGAGAAUCGAUAUAUUGAAUGACUACCAUACAUACGCAGUAUACAAAAAUACAUGCCAGGGAUUAUUCGAAAAAGACAAACUUCUCUUCUCGUUCAACAUGUGUUCGAAAAUCCUCGAAGCCCGAGGGGAGAUGAUCCCCCAAGAAUACGAUUUUCUUCUGAAAGGUGGAAUAGCGCUAGAGCGUGAAAAUCAGCCGGACAAACCUGUCGACUGGCUGACACGCGAAACCUGGGACAAUCUCACAGAACUUGAUAAACUUUCUGGCUUUCAUGGAGUUGCUGCGUCUUUCGAACAGUUCCCAAGGGAUUGGCACAAUUGGUACAUAAAUACAGAGCCAGAAAUGAAAUCGCUGCCAGGAGAAUGGGAAGAAAAUCUGAAUGAAUUUCAAAAGAUGCUUAUCAUACGUAGUUGUAGAUUCGAUCGUAUGACAUUCUGCAUCACCUCAUUUAUUAUUCAAAAUCUUGGUCAACGAUAUGUUGAACCACCUGUGCUUGAUAUAAAAGCAGCAUUCAAGGAUUCAAUUGCCCAGACACCACUCAUAUUUGUACUUUCAUCUGGAGUUGAUCCUUCCAAUGCUCUAUCACAAUUGGCUGAGGGUCUGGGUAUGAGUAAUAAAUUUAUGACACUGUCACUGGGACAGGGACAAUCACCAAUAGCGAGGGGAUUGAUUCAAAAAGGGGCUGUCGAAGGCGCCUGGAUAUUUCUCGCAAAUUGUCAUCUCUCUCUCAGUUGGAUGCCCGAAUUGGAUAAAAUUAUUGAGAGACUGGCCAGCAGUAAGACCCUACAUCCUGAUUUCAGACUGUGGUUGAGUUCGAGCCCAUCACCACAAUUUCCCAUAUCGAUUCUUCAGGGAAGCGUGAAAAUGACUACGGAACCGCCAAAGGGACUGAAAGCUAACAUGAAACGCCUCUACGGAUUAAUCACAGAGGACCAAUUUAACGUCUGCAAGGCAAUGGGAAAAUACAAGAAACUUCUUUUUACCCUCGUCUUCUUUCACUCAAUAUUACUCGAACGUAGAAAGUUUCAGCAACUAGGCUGGAACAUUAUUUACAGUUUCAACGAUUCCGACUUUGAAGUCUCGGAGAAUUUACUUGAAAUUUAUCUCGACGAGUAUCCAACCACACCCUGGGAAUCACUUAAAUACUUGAUAGCUGGUGUAUGUUAUGGUGGUCACGUCACCGAUGACUGGGAUCGUCGCCUCCUGAUGACCUACGUACAACAAUAUUUCACCGAUGAUAUUCUCUCACAAUCAAACUAUCGUCUGUCAUCGCUGUCCACCUACUACAUACCCAGGGAUGGAUCACUCCAGUCGUACUGUGAUUUCAUAGAAAUCCUCCCGAAUACCGAUCACCCGGAGGCAUUUGGACAGCACAUCAACGCCGACAUCACGUCUUCAAUUAUCGAGACACAAACGAUAUUCAAUACUCUCAUGAGUCUUCAGAUGCAGACACCAACGUCUGACAGCACCAGCAAAGAAGAUACUGUUGUACAAAUGAUCGUUGACAUGAAAGCCAAAUUGCCCCAGGAUAUAAAUUACGAGACAACGGUGAGGCUGAUGGGAAUGAUAAAAACACCUCUGGAUGUUGUUCUCCUUCAAGAAAUUAUACGAUAUAACAAUCUACUUGGUAGAACAAGGUGUAGCUUAAACGAUCUUGAGUGUGGUAUCAAAGGGCUUGUUUUGAUGUCUGAAGAUCUCGAGGAGAUAUUCACUUAUGUUCACGAUGGCCGCGUGCCUCCUGCCUGGUUAACCACCUAUCCAUCGUUGAAACCACUCGGCUCGUGGACGCGUGAUCUUGUCAGCCGAAUUGAACACUUUGCCAAGUGGGCGGAAACCACUCAUCCACCUCUACUGUUUUGGCUUGCGGCCUACACAUUUCCAACUGGUUUUCUAACCGCUGUACUGCAAACAUCAGCUAGACUUUGGAACAUAUCUAUUGAUUCGUUUUCUUGGAGUUUUGCUGUUUUGGAUGAAAAUUCUAUUGCCGAUACUCCUGGGGAUGGUGUCUUUAUUCGAUCGAUCUUUCUCGAGGGUGCAGGAUGGGACAGAAAACGUGGUACACUAGCAGAGCCAACACCCAUGCAAUUAAUCUACGAAAUGCCAGUUAUUCAUUUUUGCCCAACUGAACAACUAAAGAAGAAAUCAAAAGGUCUGUAUAACUGUCCUUGUUAUUAUUAUCCAGUGAGAGGUGGAACCAACAAUCGGUCGGCAUUCGUUGUUACUGUAGAUCUCGAUAGUGGAUAUGAGAGUUCCGAUUUCUGGGUCAAACGUGGAACAGCCCUUUUAUUGAGCCUUGCUACUUGAUUAGUU
Messenger RNA from Diachasmimorpha longicaudata, 9690 nucleotides. RefSeq names its product dynein axonemal heavy chain 2 (gene kl-2). Gene Ontology annotation, molecular function: ATP hydrolysis activity; minus-end-directed microtubule motor activity; dynein intermediate chain binding. Lineage: Eukaryota; Metazoa; Arthropoda; Insecta; Hymenoptera; Braconidae. The transcript is spliced from 39 exons. Gene Ontology annotation, cellular component: dynein complex. Gene Ontology annotation, biological process: microtubule-based movement. Bases 16 to 9684 code for a protein of 3222 amino acids. The record is from RefSeq and is a predicted model, not a curated record.